Molecule: messenger RNA, 2679 nt
Organism: Diaporthe citri
Lineage: Eukaryota; Fungi; Ascomycota; Sordariomycetes; Diaporthales; Diaporthaceae
Exons: 6
Coding region: 1-2679 (892 amino acids)
Biological process (GO): glycogen catabolic process
Cellular component (GO): cytoplasm
Molecular function (GO): glycogen phosphorylase activity; pyridoxal phosphate binding
Source: RefSeq, a predicted model, not a curated record
AUGGCUUCCACUGAGCCUCAGAGGGUCCCUUUGAGGGAGCGCCGCCCCUCGACAAGCGCCCCCAUCGUCGACAUACAGGGCUCUGUCAGCCCGGCCGGUAUUUCGAGGCCGAAGCACAAGCGGACCUUUACUGGGUUCGGUGCCGGGGAUAUCAAGACUGUUGAAGCUUCCAUCCCCGAGCCCCAGCGGGAGGCUUGGACCAAGCACAAGACCCAGGGCUUCAAGGACAAGGAUGGCUUCGAGAGCGAGGUCGUCCGUCACGUCGAGACCACCCUGGCGCGCAGCGUCUUCAACUGCGACGAGCAGGCCGCAUACGCCGCUACCGGCCUGGCCUUCCGGGACCGCCUCAUCCUGGAGUGGAACAGGACCCAGCAGCGCCACACCUUCGCCGACAGCAAGCGGGUCUACUACCUGAGCCUGGAGUUCCUCAUGGGCCGGGCCCUCGACAACGCCAUGCUCAACAUCGGCCAGAAGGACGUCGCCAAGAGCGGGCUCGCGGACCUCGGCUUCCGCAUCGAGGACAUCAUCAGCCAGGAGCACGACGCCGCCCUGGGCAACGGCGGCCUGGGCCGCCUGGCGGCUUGUUUCCUCGACAGCCUCGCCAGUCUCGACUACCCCGCCUGGGGGUAUGGGCUGCGAUACCGUUACGGUAUCUUUAAGCAGGAGAUUAUUGAUGGAUACCAAGUUGAAGUCCCGGAUUAUUGGCUCGACUUCAACCCUUGGGAAUUCCCCCGUCAUGAUGUUACUGUUGACAUACAAUUCUACGGGCAUGUGACAAAAGCUCAGAACUCUGCCGGCAAGACCGUUGCGCGAUGGGAGGGCGGAGACGUUGUCACGGCUAUAGCCUACGAUGUUCCGAUCCCAGGCUACGCCACCAAGUCCACAAACAACCUCAGGCUCUGGUCGAGCAAGGCUGCCAGUGGAGAGUUUGACUUCCAGAAGUUCAACUCUGGCGAGUACGAGAGCUCCGUUGCUGACCAGCAACGUGCCGAGACCAUCAGCGCCGUGCUGUACCCCAAUGACAACCUAGACCGUGGCAAAGAGCUCCGUCUCAAGCAACAGUACUUCUGGGUUGCCGCGUCACUAUACGACAUCGUCCGUCGUUUCAAGAAGUCGAAGCGGGCCUGGAAUGAAUUCCCCGACCAGGUCGCUAUACAGCUAAACGAUACCCAUCCUACCCUGGCUAUCGUCGAGCUACAGCGAAUCCUGGUCGAUGUGGAGGGACUCGAGUGGGACGAAGCCUGGAACAUCGUCACGCAGACCUUCGGCUACACAAACCACACUGUCCUUCCAGAAGCUCUGGAGAAGUGGUCCGUGGGCCUGUUCCAGCAUCUCCUACCACGUCACUUGCAGAUCAUUUACGACGUCAACCUCGCUUUCCUUCAGAGCGUUGAGCGUGCUCACCCCAAUGAUCGCGACCUCCUCAGCCGGGUGUCCAUCAUUGAAGAGUCUCAGCCGAAGAUGGUGCGCAUGGCGUACCUGGCCAUUAUCGGGUCUCACAAGGUGAACGGCGUGGCCGAGUUGCACUCUGACCUCAUCAAGACCACCAUCUUCAAGGAUUUCGUCGAGAUCUACGGCCCAGACAAAUUCACCAAUGUGACAAACGGCAUUACCCCCCGUCGGUGGCUGCACCAAGCUAACCCUCGUCUAUCCGAGCUUAUCGCCAGCAAGACCGGCAGCUACAACUUCCUAAAAGACCUGACGGAGCUCAACAAGAUCGAGCUUUCCGUAAAGGACAAGGACUUCCGCAAGGAAUGGCAGGAGAUCAAGUACGCCAACAAGGUCAGGCUUGCAAAGCACAUUAAGGCCAGUACUGGUGUGACUGUCAACCCCGCCGCGCUCUUUGAUGUUCAGGUCAAGCGUAUCCACGAGUACAAGCGUCAGCAGCUGAACAUCUUCGGAACGAUCCAUCGGUACCUGACGCUGAAGGCUAUGACACCGGAGGAGAGGAAGAAGGUUCAACCACGAGUAACUAUCUUCGGUGGCAAGGCCGCCCCUGGGUAUUGGAUGGCCAAGCAAAUUAUUCACCUUGUCAACAACGUCGGCGCUGUUGUUAACAAAGAUGAGGACAUUGGAGACCUUCUCAAGGUCGUCUUCCUGGAGGACUACAACGUCAGCAAGGCGGAGAUCAUCGUUCCAGCCUCAGACAUCAGCGAGCACAUCUCCACGGCCGGUACCGAGGCUUCAGGUACCAGCAACAUGAAGUUCGUCCUGAACGGCGGUCUGAUCAUUGGAACCUGCGACGGUGCUAACAUUGAGAUCACUCGCGAGAUCGGCGAGGACAACAUCUUCCUCUUCGGAAACCUGGCUGAGGACGUCGAGGACUUGCGUCACUCGCACACAUACGGCUCGCAUGCUGUAGACCCAGAUCUCGCCAAGGUGUUUGAGGCCAUCGAGAAGGGCACUUUCGGACAACCCAACGACUUCGCGGGCAUGAUCUCGGCGGUGCGCGACCACGGCGACUACUACCUGGUGUCAGACGACUUCCACAGCUACAUCGAGACGCAUCACGUCAUCGACGAGGCCUACAAGAACCAGGAUGAGUGGCUCACGAAGAGCAUUACCAGUGUCUCGCGCAUGGGCUUCUUCAGCAGCGACCGGUGCAUCAACGAGUAUGCCGAGGGGAUCUGGAACGUCGAGCCGCUGCCAGCGGACAAGUCGGACGGCGCGGAACUAUGA